AUUAUUUUAUUUAAACCUAAAAUUUUGAGUAAUUUUAUCCCAGUUUUGUAAUUGGUGCACAGACAACCAGUUAAUGGUUGUAAUCAUCAUGAACAAGAAACUAUGGGAAACCAAAAGCAAAUUUACAUGCUUUCAUUCCUAAGACCAAAGCGUUCCCGUCAUCUCUCAGUUCAUUUGGUUGACUCUGGACUCGGGUCAAACCCUGCUCUGAAGAGCAUGGAAUGGGAAAUCUGGUGCGGAGCUGGCCAAUGAGGACUAUGUUGUCGCUGCAGGACUCUGGAGUCCUCCUCAAGUUUGGAACCCACCAGGACCUGCUCCUUUCUGGGAGGCAACACGGUCUGGAGGCUGUCAGAGACAGGCAAGGGAAGAAAAAAUCAGUACAACCCGUCUCUAGGAAGGAGUGAUUGGUCUGAUCUUCAGUGGUGUGAGAAGACCUAUUUUGAUCCAAACCAGGGUCUUAGGCUGGGUUAUUUCCAACCCAGGUCAAACAGUUGAUCAUAAGAUGUUUUUUUGGCUUAUGUGCUAUCUUGUGGAUGUGUGGCUGAUUUCUGCCUCAGAUGGAUGAAAGGGAAGGAAACACUUGCCUUAAGCGUGGGCUCAAGAAUUUUGAACAACGCUUAACAGAAGAGAAUGAUGAACAUGCUAUUGUGGGCCACUGUCCUGACCCCUUGCUGGUAACUGAUGAAUUCAGUUCCUUGGAGCCUGUGAACGUGAAUGACACUUUCAUGUUUAAAUGCAAUGAGCAUUGCAUCCUCAAGGGCAGCAAUUGGAGCCAGUGCCGAGAAAACCACAUCUGGGUGACUCACUCUCCUGUCUGCAAAAGCAGAGACUGUGGCCCUCCUGAGACUCCAACUCAUGGCUAUUUUGAAGGAAGAGAUUUUAAGUCAGGAUCUACCAUCACUUAUUACUGUGAAGCAAGGUACCGCCUGGUGGGCACACAGCACCAACAGUGCAUUGAUGGGGAGUGGACCAGUGCCCCUCCCAUCUGUGAGUUGAUCCAAGAAGCUCCCAAACCUGCCGAGUUAGCGUUGGAGAAGGCACUUCUUGCCUUUCAGGAGAGUAAGGAACUUUGCAAAGCCAUAAAGAAAUUUACACAAAGAUUAAAGAAAAGUGACUUGACAAUGGAGAAAGUAAAAUAUUUUCUGGAAAGAAAGAAGGCUAAAUUGAAGGCAAAAAUGUUGCCCUUGAGCAGACUGGGUAAUAGAAAUACUCCCAUGAAUAAAAUUUUCUCUUGGUUCUGAA
Molecule: messenger RNA, 1242 nt
Organism: Capra hircus (goat)
Lineage: Eukaryota; Metazoa; Chordata; Mammalia; Artiodactyla; Bovidae
Gene: C4BPB
Product: complement component 4 binding protein beta
Exons: 7
Coding region: 558-1241 (227 amino acids)
Source: RefSeq, a predicted model, not a curated record